Messenger RNA from Styela clava, 1308 nucleotides. RefSeq names its product cyclin-Y-like protein 1. Gene Ontology annotation, molecular function: protein kinase binding. NCBI's taxonomy places the organism in Eukaryota, Metazoa, Chordata, Ascidiacea, Stolidobranchia, Styelidae. Gene Ontology annotation, biological process: regulation of cyclin-dependent protein serine/threonine kinase activity. The record is from RefSeq and is a predicted model, not a curated record.
UCAACAGAUACGAAGAUAAGACAGGUUUUAAUAAAAUUGUUUCGAAAUAGGUGUUUCGGGGCUCAUUACAUUAAACAGUAUAAUACUGUACUGCUGUACUGGCAAAAUAUUUUGGUUUAUUCUGCUGCAUAAAACUCAGGCCGACAAUGCGAGUCGGUGAACAAUUAAAUCAAACAAACGGAUACUGAAAAAUUUGAAUAAGGAUGGGGAAUAAACCAUGCAGUUGUAUUUCUUCUGCGAGUCCAAAGUUGCCUAAAGCUCAUGAAGGUACAAAACGAGGUUCUAAAGGAUUUACUGCAGGGAGAAAUGGACCAGGGGGAAUUGAACCGGAAGAACAAUCAAAUUCAAUUCUUCCUCAUAUCAGUGAAAGAGAACAACUUGAUGAUAUAUAUGAUGAACCACCUUCAGAUCACCCUCAAGCUGAAACUAUAUUUAUUUUGAAGUCUAGGACUGAUGUUGCAGAGAAAAGGAGAAGUCAUCAUAAUUCAUUAUCUCCAGAAAAUGGAAUGCACAAAAGAUUCAGUUCUUGUUCAACAAUCUACAUUGACGACAGUACAGUUAGUCAGCCGAAUAUAAAAGCAACAAUUAAAUGUGUUGCACUUGCUGUUUAUUAUUGCAUAAAACAUCGGGAAAACGAUAAACGAACGAUGGAAGUUUUUGACGAAAAGAAACACCCACUUACGCGGGAGCGAGUGCCUUCUGAUUAUGAUAAGAGAGAACCGGAUCAUCGACAUAUUUACAGAUUCAUAAGAACUUUGUUCAGUGCGGCACAGCUGACAGCAGAAUGCGCCAUUGUAACAUUGGUUUAUCUUGAAAGAUUAUUAGCUUACGCUGAAAUUGUGCUCUGUCCUGCAAACUGGAAGAGAAUAGUGCUGGGUGCUAUACUUUUGGCGUCAAAAGUUUGGGACGAUCAGGCGGUUUGGAAUGUUGACUAUUGUCAAAUAUUGAAGGAUAUUACAGUGGAAGAUAUGAACGAAUUGGAACGACAAUUUCUUGAAUUUCUACAAUUUAACAUAAACGUACCAAGCGGAGUUUAUGCAAAAUAUUAUUUUGAUCUACGAGUUCUCGCUGACGAAAAUAAUCUUGUCUUCCCGGUAGAACAAUUGAGUAAAGAUCGAGCGUUAAAACUUGAAGCAACAAGUCGAGUGUGUGAAGACAAUUUUCGUAAUGCUGUUAAGAACAGCGUAAGAAGAACAGCAAGCGUAGGAAACUUAGAGAUUAUGCAUAAUACAAGCGUUGUUAUAUCUUAACAAAUAGACUUAUUUUGAAGACUGCAACUGCAUAGCAUUCGUUUAAAUGUGUUUUGAU